AGCUAGUACAAGGUAUUUGCUGCUGAUCAAUAUUGCACACCCAAUUGAAGGUCGACGAGGGUUUCAAGCAUGGCGUCCAAGGGUCUCAUUGUGUUUGCUGUCCUGCUGCUUGCUGCGUCUUUCCUCGCGGCCACAGCUGAACAAACUCAGGCCAAGAAGGAGACCCAAGCCGGUGUUCAGGUCGGCUACGACGGCGGCGGUGGCAGUGGCGAUGGCAACGGGUACGCUGGACACGCUGCCGGAGCCAUCCGCUGCUGCCGGCACAACUGCUACAGGCGUACUAGCUGCCGCUGCUGCACCCCCGACGAGAUCGCGGAGGAGGUCCGCCACUAAGUGCUAGAUGCAGCUACCUGCGUAGUAUAUAUAGGUACUAAUACUACCGUUGCUAGUUGCAAGCACAUAGUAACUACUCGUAUACAUGGUCAAUAAGACGAUAGGUGCAUGCAUGCAUGUAUGUACUCCCUCCGUUCCUAAAUGUAAGUCUUUCUAGAGAUUCCACUGGAUGGACUACAUACGGAGCAAAAUGAAUGAAUUCACACUUAAAAAAC
Messenger RNA from Triticum aestivum (bread wheat), 548 nucleotides. RefSeq names its product glycine-rich cell wall structural protein-like. The transcript has 2 exons. The record is from RefSeq and is a predicted model, not a curated record. The coding region runs from base 70 to 333 and encodes 87 amino acids. NCBI's taxonomy places the organism in Eukaryota, Viridiplantae, Streptophyta, Magnoliopsida, Poales, Poaceae.